AUGUUCAAACAUUAUCCAAGUAAUAAUAUUCAAGUGUGGUCUCAACGCAAUGCUACCCGACUCUACAUAGUAUUAAUUAUCAUCUCAAUCAAUAUAUUAACCUUCUAUACAUCAUUGAUUAAUGAAAAUCAUCGUGAGACAAUCCUUAAUCCAACCGAAUCUGAAUACAUUCGCCUUCAAAGAAUGUAUCCAGAUAGUCUUCAAUGUCCGUGUAAUACUAUCAGUAUAUCUUAUUCUAUUUUUAUUAACAUUGAACCUCAUUAUCAUCAAGUAUGUUCCAGUGAUUUUAUAGGAGACGCUUGGCUAACUUACAUGAAAAUCAACUCAGCAGCGGCAUCCAUCGUACCUGAAGACAUACUAAUGCAGGGUGGUACUCAAAUGCCGAUUCUGGCUCAAUUUUGUAGAUCUUCUCAACAAACAACAUCUGAUUCUGUUCAAACAUUUCUUAAUAGGACAAUAGUCAAUUUGGGAGUUAUUCAAUCAGAACUAUUUCAAUUUCAAAUGAAUUCAUUCAUUAAAAUUUUUCAAUCAACUACACUAAAUCAAUUUUUAAUGAUCUUUCAACUCGUUCAAGCGACUAUUCAAGGAAAUCAUCUAACAGAUGGUAUUCGCAACAUUGUCUUUGAGAUGGACCCAUCAUUAGAAAAAGUCACUAUGCUAUUCCGUCAAUUUUCUAAUUGUUCAUGUGAUCUAUCUGACGCAUGCUCUUACCCACUGGGAUUUUUUUUCCCUUUUAUCGGUACUUACACAAGUUCGAGAUUUUUUACUUUUCCAAAUUUCGUUGGAGGGUGUACAGCAGUGAAUGGAUUGCUCGCAUCAACCUUGGAAUGUUUCUACAGUCAGUCAUGUUUGUUAGAUAUGAAUAAUCAUCGUAAUCGGCUUAUUGAUAGACCUGUUAACGAUUUUCCCUUUUCUCCAUUGAAUUCAACUCUCAAUUCACCAUAUGAAACAAUUCAAUCAAUUUUUAAUCGACUAAUGAUUGAUUCAUGGUCAUAUAAUAUUUCGUUUAGUUCUUAUUAUAAGGCGUGUGCACCACUCUCAUGUACAUAUGCAUAUAUCAGUCGAAAAUCUUUUCUUACUAUUAUAACAACAGUUAUUAGUAUUUUUGGUGGAUUAUCACUUGCUUAUAAACUCAUCAUUUUGGUUAUUCUUCGAGUUAUUGAAAAACUCAUAUUGAAUGGUUUAUUUGAUAUUAAUCUGAUGCGUUUUAUUAAAGAUAUCUUUAGUUUUCGUACUCAAGAACAAAGAAUCAACCGAUUACAUAUUAUACUGGUUAUAGCGGCUUUGUGUAUUAUAUCCAUAUUUUCUACGUUUCAAUCUCAGUUAAUAACUGUCGAAGUUGAUAAACCAUCAUUAUCGACUUAUAAAGAUUUGGCAAUACGUUAUCAAUAUUCUCUUCAAUGUCCUUGUUCACAAAUAUCAAUUACAUACGGAUUAUUUAUGACAAUUGAACCUUCUUUUCAUCAGAUUUGCUCCAGUUCAUUCGUCUCCGAUCGUUGGAUUAAUUAUUUAUAUGAUGGCGGAAAUUUAGCUGAUCGAUUUACUCAUACUGAUUUUAAAUAUUCAGCAUUUGCACAAUUCCAAUUGCUUUCCUCAUUUUGUGAUUUAUCUUAUAGCAUAGUAAAUGAUACGCUUUCACAACUGAUUACAAAUAAUCUUAUUAAUCUUGAUUUGUUAUCAUUUGAUUUAUUUGAUCAACAAAUUAAAGUGAUAGUGAAUGACUUGAAAGAAAGAAUACCUGAUUCGUUCGUCAAUAUUCUCUCAAUGAUUCGAGAAAUAACAUUCGCAAAUAAAUUGAUUAGUGGAUUGUCUACUAACGCAAUUUUUAAUAUAUCAACUUUCCCAGCUAUUGAUUAUCAAGGCGCUUUAAAUUUAAUUGCAGUAUCGGUUCGUUAUGGUGAAUGUGUUUGCAGAAUGUCGAAAACCUGUGUUCAGUCAUCUCAAGGUAUGUUCGCUGGUUGUUAUCCACUUGAUUCUCUUUUUCAAUCAAGAUUAAAAUGUUUCUAUGAUCAACAAUGUAUUGAUUCAACAAAUACUUUUAAGUCACUGAAUAGCUCACAAUCAACUCAUUUCGAUGUUAAUGCUACUAUUGAAACAAUUGUAAAUCAAUUAAUGAUCGAAACAUUUUCAGUAAAUAAAUCUUAUGAAAGUUAUUUUAAUCAAUGUUUACCAUUAUCAUGUACUUAUACAUAUACUGAUACUACCAAUGUUGCUGAAGGUAUAGCAAAUUUUGUUCAAUUUUACGGUAGUUUCGUGAUUAUUGGUCGAGUACUUGCUGUUUUAACUAUAAAAUUAUUUCAACGUCGAAACCGAAGAAUUAUUCCAGCCAUAGACUAA
Adineta steineri is the source of this 2337-nucleotide messenger RNA. NCBI's taxonomy places the organism in Eukaryota, Metazoa, Rotifera, Eurotatoria, Adinetida, Adinetidae. The record is from the annotation of a GenBank genome assembly.